Messenger RNA from Seriola dumerili (greater amberjack), 2637 nucleotides. RefSeq names its product B-cell CLL/lymphoma 6B (gene bcl6b). Lineage: Eukaryota; Metazoa; Chordata; Actinopteri; Carangiformes; Carangidae. Gene Ontology annotation, biological process: regulation of transcription by RNA polymerase II. The transcript is spliced from 12 exons. The record is from RefSeq and is a predicted model, not a curated record. The coding region runs from base 203 to 1837 and encodes 544 amino acids. Gene Ontology annotation, cellular component: nucleus. Gene Ontology annotation, molecular function: RNA polymerase II cis-regulatory region sequence-specific DNA binding; protein binding; DNA-binding transcription factor activity, RNA polymerase II-specific.
CAGUGGAGGCUGUGGGUGAGCCCCUGCUCCACGUCUUUGAUUGUAGACUGAACACCGAGCCGAGGGGGUUUGACAUCAGUGUGGUGCACGUUAGUUCUCGUCCCUGCUGGUCGGGGUACGAGUAGGGAGCUGGUCUCACCUAACAGAUGUGUCUGGAACACUCCAGUCUAUUUAUUCUAUAAGUUACACACAGAUAAGCGUGAUGGAGGUCUUGGGAGGAUUCAGGGUCGACAGGGAGCGGGAGCUGAGGGCUGAGGGAUACGUGAAGGAGUUUACACGCCACUCCAACGAUGUGCUGCUGAACCUUAACGAACUCCGGCACCGCAACAUCCUGACCGACACCACCCUGGUCGUCGGCAACGUGCACCUACGGGCGCACUGUGCCGUGCUUGUGGCCUGCAGUGGGUUCUUCUACUCGCUGUACUCCCGCCGCGUGCUGCUUCAGGGGCGUGGUGGCAACGGCGAGCAGCUCAUGACUGUCUCUCUCCCCAACACCUUGGACCCAUCCAGCGUCUCCCUGCUGCUCGACUUCAUGUACACCUCCCGUCUCCCUCUGACGCCGAGCAUCGUCCCAGGGGUGCUCGCUGCUGCGGCCUACCUGCAGAUGGACCACGUGGCCGAUACCUGCCGGGAUUUCAUGCACCUGCACUGCAGGGACAAUAUGAGUGCAAGACACCCACAGUUGGAGCUGGACUCCGGUGUGUCUGUGGCCUCUGUAGCCCCCAAAGGAGGGGACCUGCCUUACCCAGGACCGAUGGCAGGGGCAACAAGGGUCCCUGCGGAGGGUGGGGGCUCUCUCAAGCAAGGGGCUUUCCCGUCCAGCCAGCCCAGGUCAAAGGAGCUAAAAGGAGAGCCUGAGUCGCCCCUCACCGGGCCCCCGACCCCAUCUCCAGACAGCCCUGCCCGCUCCAGCUGCCAACCGAACUCUCCAGCUGAGUCCAACACCUGUAACAAAAACCUUGUGAGUGAUACCAAAGCCAAACCAGACCCAAAGGCCUGCAACUGGAAGAAAUACAAGUACAUUGUCCUCAACCCUCUGUGUGCUGCGACCACAGUGAAGGAAGAGGAGAUGGAGGAACCCCAAAGUCAAGCAUCACCCAUCACGGACAGGAUGGGCUUGACACCCAAAGCCCCAGCAGAGGCGUGGUCUGGAGAAGUGCCUGGUCAGAUUGAUAGACAGGGGCAGGCCUCCUGCUACGAGGGUUCUGGCCGAGCCCCUCCCCUCGGGCCAUCCCCCUCUGUGGAUCCCCUAAUAGUGCCCCCCACUCACAAGGAGGGAACAGUUUCACCCUGCGCCAUUUUCCCCAAACUGGACCCCACUGAUCCAGAAGCUGCCCAUCACAACCAACAUGCGAUCAAACGCGAGAACUACUACGUGCCCUACUGUUACCCUGGCAACCUUCAAGGAACCAAGACCACCUGCUCAGGUGACAAGCCGUAUCGCUGCAAUGUGUGCGGCGCCCAGUUCAACAGACCAGCCAACCUGAAGACUCACUCCCGCAUCCACUCGGGGGAGAAACCGUACCGCUGUGACACCUGCGGCGCACGAUUUGUUCAGGUUGCCCACCUCAGGGCCCAUGUCCUGAUCCACACAGGUGAGAAGCCUUACCCCUGCCACACCUGUGGCACCCGCUUCCGUCACCUGCAGACCCUGAAGAGCCAUCUGCGCAUCCACACCGGAGAGAAGCCUUACACUUGUGAGAAGUGCGACCUGCACUUCCGCCACAAGAGCCAGCUGCGUCUUCACCUGCGCCAGAAACACGGGGCCGUCACCAACACCAAGAUCCGCUACAAGGUCCUGACGGAGCCCUAUCAGCCUAUACUGCAGGCCUGCUGAAGACUCGUCAGUCAUGACAAGCAGAAUAACAUCUGCAUAACAUCUGCAUCUGUUAGGAAAAUGUGAAAUUUUGUGAAUUGACAUCUGCUUUUUGAAUACGAGGUCGUAAUUUAUACAUUCUAACGCACUGAUUAGAUGAGACCAAAAUGGAUUACACUCACAAAUAAUGUUUAUUAUCAGCAUGUUGUUGGAUGAGGUUUGGAAUUUGGAGUUUGGAGCAAACAUAACAUACUUAAGCAUUAUUAGUAUGAAUGUUAUAGGUUAAUCAGGAAUCCUGGGAGGGGGGAGUUUGAGAUGGAGAUGAUGUUAAUAAAAGUGUUUUUGAAGGUUUGUGAAGGGACUGAAAGAAGGGAGCGAGACAUGGAAAGAAAGGAUUUGUACUUGAGGUUGUGUGCACACUGAAUUUUGAAGAAUUGAGAGGAUGUGAACUGUUUGAAAGAAAGAUAAAGCAAGUUUUAUGAAGGGGGAGGUGGUGAAUUUUGUAGUUUCGUAGUGGGGUUUGAAGCUUGGAGAAGCACUUAAAUCAGUGUUAAGAUACUGAAGUUUUCUUCCUAAACAUGUAUUUAACUCAGAUUUAUCUUAAUCUUGAGGCCUGGGGCCUGUGUGUUCUGCAGCGAUAUCUGCACUGUUGGUCCAAGCAGGCAAAGGACUUAGUCUUGUAGUGAAGAUAAAAUAUAAAAAUUAAAAGAUAUGGGGGUUUUUUUGUGACAUGAGAAAAGAAAAAAGAUGACUGUAAGCAAUUGGAUAAUUAAUAAUGUUAAAUUUGUAUGUGUAUGAGUUCAUUUGCUGGACAAAGAUGG